Messenger RNA from Pyrus x bretschneideri (Chinese white pear), 747 nucleotides. RefSeq names its product elongin-C-like. Gene Ontology annotation, biological process: ubiquitin-dependent protein catabolic process. The record is from RefSeq and is a predicted model, not a curated record. Bases 67 to 363 code for a protein of 98 amino acids. Gene Ontology annotation, cellular component: elongin complex. NCBI's taxonomy places the organism in Eukaryota, Viridiplantae, Streptophyta, Magnoliopsida, Rosales, Rosaceae. The transcript is spliced from 4 exons. Gene Ontology annotation, molecular function: protein-macromolecule adaptor activity.
CUGAGUUCAUAACGCGGUUCCCUUCCGUACAAUUCAGUCGAAUCUCAAUCGGCUUCUACCGCAAAGAUGAAGAAGGAAGACACAGUGAAGCUGAUCAGCGCCGAGGGGUUUGAGUUCGUGAUCCAUAAAGACGCCGCCAUGGUCUCUCAGACCAUCCGCAACAUGCUCACUUCUCCAGGGGGUUUUGCUGAGACGGAGCACGGCGAGGUGACGUUCCCGGAGAUCAGCACCACCAUUCUUGAGAAGAUCUGCAAGUACUUUUACUGGAACCUUCAAUUUGCAAGCGGGAAGCAGACGGAGUUUCAUAUUGAACCUGAAUUGGUUCUGGAAUUGAUGAUGGCAGCCAAUUAUCUCCAUACAUAAUUGCAAGAUCUCUUUCUUGGGCGACCAAAUCAUAAUUAACAUUGGUUGCCCAAAAGGAUGUGCGAGGAUGAUUGUUACCCGAGAUUCUGAAAGGGCUUGAGAGCAUACGAAAUCUGCAUUGUUGUCAAGCUCUGGAAUCUGCAAAUGUAGUUAUAUAUAUAUGUGACACUAUUGUAGUCAAAUUCAUGCAGUUGUAACUUACAAGAUAUUGUAAUCUUACUUUCGAAAAACGGUAAUCUCAAUUAGAGAAACCCAAGUCGAAUAGUAUUUACAAGUUCUUUCUGUGUUUACAGUAUUCUCAGAGCUCAUGUAAGUUAUUUAUGCUUGUCGAUGAACGACAUAGCAAUCAACUUCCUCUCGAAUAACAACCCGUCAUCAUAUUCA